AUGAGUACAUUUAUAUUAGGAGCUACUGGAUUUGUUGGAACUCAAAUUGUUAAAUUUGCUGAAUCUUCUUCAGUUUUCAAUUCAAUUGUUACAGUUACAAGAAGAACCCCAAAUUUUAAUGACCCAUCUAAAAAAAUCAAAUCAUUAGAAGAUAAAAAUACUGACAAUUGGCCGGAAUUAAUUAAAUCAAAUGAAUCAACAGAUGCUUUUAUUUCUUCUUUUGGUACAACUAGAGCAAAAGCCGGGUCUGCUGAAAAUUUCAAAAAAAUCGAUUAUGGUAUAAACUAUGCCGCUGCUAAAGCAGCUAAAGAAAAUGGAACUAAAGUAUAUGUUUUAGUUAGUUCUAUGGGUGCCAAUUCUGGAUCAAGAUUUUUAUAUAUGAAAACAAAAGGUCAAUUAGAAGAUGAUGUCAUUGCUUUAGGUUUUGAUCAUACUGUUAUUUUAAGACCUGGUAUUUUGCUUGGUCAACGUGAAGGCAGUCAUGGUCUUGGUAAUGAUGUAUCAGCAACUAUUGGUAGUUGGGCUAAAAAUACUUUCUUACAACGUUGGUUGAAUUCAAUAGAUGCUAGUGAUGUUGGUAAAGUUGCUGUUGAUUUUGCAGCAAAAGGAGUUAAAGGUGAAUUGAAAGAAAAAGUUUUGAUUGUUGAAAGUGCAGAAAUGAUUAAAAUUGCCAAGGGCUUGUAA
This is a messenger RNA of Candida tropicalis MYA-3404, 684 nucleotides long. RefSeq lists its product as uncharacterized. The record is from RefSeq and is a predicted model, not a curated record. Bases 1 to 684 code for a protein of 227 amino acids. Lineage: Eukaryota; Fungi; Ascomycota; Pichiomycetes; Serinales; Debaryomycetaceae. Gene Ontology annotation, cellular component: cytoplasm. Gene Ontology annotation, biological process: import into nucleus. The transcript has a single exon.